AUGGCUCCGCUGAGUAGAGCCGCCGGGUCGGCCGGCUCUGUGUCCGGCUUCGCGUCAUUGAAUGACCAGCGGCAACCGAACAAUACCGAAGUCAUCGAAAUUGACGACGAUGACGACGAACCCAUGGAUAAUGAAGAGGAGGAGUACAACGAAGAUGAAAUGUUAGAGGUAGAAGAUGACGAGGACAUGGAGGAAGAGGAGCAAGAACUGGAAGAAAAUGCCUCAGUAGAAGAUCGGAACGGCAGCGAAUCACCCCUGAACCUAGUUGGAGCCCCGAAUGGCCAGAACGGAAUCGACGUCACUGCUUCCGAGUUCUUCACCUCAGCAGGCGCAAGGCAGGCACUGCACCCACUUCGCCGGACUGCCGACCGAGUUACCCGCCAGAUCGAAGCUUUCGCCGAUAAAUUGGAUCGCUUUAAACAAAAGGCUAACCGUGCGGACGAAUUUCAGAACUACCAGGCUGUCUACCAGUUGGUGAAGGGAUGCCAAACCAUUGCGCAGGACGCGAUUCAGGAUCUUUCCAAACAAAACACACUUAAAAGAGCGAAAUUGGGAUGGGGCUUCAGUAACAGCAACGGCACGAGUGACGCUAAAACCGAAGAAGAGCUGCAACGGUUACAGCUAGAAGCAAGUACUUGGCAGCUUCUGCUGAACCUCGUCAGUGUUGACGACCCUGCUAGUAGAGCCAGCUUCCUACAAGCGCAAGAGACUGCAUUUCAAACGCUCCAUCGGUAUUCGUCAGAUCGCGACAUCUGGGGUCAGUUCAUGAAGGCGGACCAAUAUGCUGUGGAAUGCGUGAUUAUUAUGAAAUGGUUGGAACAAACUGCGCGGUCUUCCAGUCAGGACAUCGACUCCCUGAUCUCAGAAUUAGAGAUACAGGCUGAGAGAGGACAGGGCUCUUGGACUCAUGGAUGGCUGUAUACCAAAGAGACUAUCAAGGGGCAGAAGCGGCUACGCGCCUGGCCUCAACCUCUGGAACCAAACGACCCAGGGAUCACGGCUUCCUUACUGACUUCUGAGCAAUCCGAACCGCUGGUAACACAGCUAGACCCCGAUGCAGUCACCCGCCAAAAACAGAACCUUCAGAGAAAGGACCAAUUUUACGAGCGUGCUACCUGGAUGACGUGCUGGAAAAUGCUUCGACAGGGCGAGGACUGGACUAAGAUUAGGCAGUGGGCGUCAGACCGCCUGGAGCACUGGCGCGCAGUCAGUAUCUGCGGUUCCAGCAUUGAUGCCCAGUCGAAUGGGGAAGCAACGGCUUUUGACGAUGGAAUAACACGUAUGAUGAACUUCCGGUCCCAAGAAACCUGGAGGGCUGCUUGCUCUAGCCUUGCGCGAGACUCCAAGACAGAAGAUUUCGAACGGGCUGUCUACGGACUUUUGUGUGGUGACUCAGAAGCAGCUAGUAAGGUGUGCACGAGCUGGGACGAUUAUCUCUAUGUUUGGUUCAACAAUCAGGUUUUAGCCCGUUACAGGGGCUUCUGCAAGCAGUUCCAGCGAAAGCUCAAUCAUUCUCCCACAAGCCCUGUGGCCUUCCAGCCGGAACCUGCCGGGUAUGCGGAUUUCAACAAAUUUGUGCAGUACACCAAAGGAAACGACCGAGUCGGUGGCGAGGCUCGAAACCCCUACCGGACAAUUCAAGCUGCGAUAUUAGGUAAAAACUAUGACACUUUCUUUACGUCCUUGGCGAAAGCUGUCUCGCAGGCAGCUACCAAUAGAGACGGACCGUCAUACGUGCCUGACCUGGAACCCACUUACGUGGAUGACUCUCUCCUGAUUGCGGCUGAGGAUCGUGAUGCGUUACGAAUUGCUGCUCACCUAUAUGUUGUCGCGGACUCGGCCGGCUACGUGCGCAAAGAUCAUCAGUUUCUUGAAACUGCGUCGGUAAAUGUGAUUGGGUAUAUUGCUGACCUAGAGGAAGCUGGGCUUGUCGAUAUCAUUCCGCUCUAUGCGUCGCUUCUACCGGAGCUUGGGCAGUAUCUGGUGCUUGGGGAUGUGUUACUCGAGAUCGUUGAUGAGAGAGAGAGGAGAUUGCUAGUUCAAUUGAUAAACAAAUACGGAAUCGACAUCGAAGCAGUUAUCGCACAGCAGUGGGAUUCGGUCACAGCUGUAAAAUCUGCUGUCGAGCACACGAGGACAUUCAAGUGGGUGUCAAAAGUCAUUGUUCGCAAGGAUGGUAUCCGCGAGCUGGCACCUGUCAAGAAGGAUUUCAUCGGGACGGAAAUUUCGACGCAAGACGAGCGACUCAUACGUAGCGUUGAAUGGCUUCGUUUUGUCGACGGGCAAUGGGGCCGGAUCUGUCUUCUUGGGACAGAGCUCUACAAGAAAUUCUUCAUAUCCGGCAAACUUCCUGCUGCUAGAGAGCUGAGCCGGCGGAUGCGCCUUUCGGACCUCUCGCGUGAAUUCUUCGGGUUUGAUAUUGCGGACUUCUACCCAGGGGACUAUGAGGAUGGAACCGACCGCGGCACCCCAGAGCCCUCCAGUCCGUCAAAACUGAGGUCCUUUGGUCACAAGCGGAAUAAGUCAUCCAAUACUAGCUUGCAAUCCACCAGUCAGACUCGACUUCUUUACGUCCAGUCACAGACUAUGCGCGACCUAGAACAGCUCAUCCUCGCCUUUGACGCUCUGGAAGCAUUUGCUCUUACCUGCGAAAAAGUCGACAAGCUCAAACGCCGACGAGACUCGGGGACCAUCAAGGGCAUUAAGGAGGAAGUCCACGACGCCCUAGACGCCAUUAGCGUGCACAUUGACAAUAUCCUUUACGACUGGCUAGUCACCCCACGAGACGAAACCGAAGCCGCCGAACUUGAACAAAUCCGCACCACCUACAUCCCUGAACUCUUCCUCGAAUACCAUAGCGCCCUCUACUACUGUGCGCACAUCGUGAGCUCCGAGAUCUUAGUGCAAUGCAUGAAUUUGGCGAUGCAGGUCGCCGAAAACGAGCCUCUAACACGUAGCUUUGUGGCUGGGAAGCGCAUGGCCGAGUUAAUGGACGCCCUAGCACUCUCGAGUAAGGCGAUGGUGAAUGCGCAUGCGAAGCCAGAUGCCCGUUCUGCUGGUGGCGAGAGUUUGGGGCUUUGGACUGUGACAGUGAAUGAGGAGGAUGAGGAGGGACAGAUUUUGGGAACGGCGAGGUAA
Messenger RNA from Aspergillus nidulans FGSC A4, 3138 nucleotides. Its product is annotated as protein nup84. Gene Ontology annotation, cellular component: nuclear membrane; nuclear envelope; nuclear pore. The transcript is spliced from 5 exons. Gene Ontology annotation, molecular function: structural constituent of nuclear pore. NCBI's taxonomy places the organism in Eukaryota, Fungi, Ascomycota, Eurotiomycetes, Eurotiales, Aspergillaceae. The record is from RefSeq and is a predicted model, not a curated record. The coding region runs from base 1 to 3138 and encodes 1045 amino acids.